AAUUUUUUUGUUGUGCAAAUGUUGUAAGCGUCAAGACAUAAGGAGUGGUAGCAUAGUUGGAGAUGCUGGAAAAUAUUGAAGGGGCUCAAAUACCUGGCGAGGUGAAAGUUCAAACACACUGGACGCGCUACUCUUGUCGACAGAUUAUCUAACAUAAUGAUGUGUUUCUAAGGUACGUGAUACAAGUGUAUUAUAGAACUCUUCAGGUUAGUACACACGCGGAAUCUUAACGGAGGUGUUUUCGCUUGUGCUCACUUCGUCGUCUUCGAAUCACGGUUGUUAUUUUGUUUUGUCCGUUCCAUUUUCUGGCAUGUUCAAUUAAAAAUGAAAACCAAACUUGAAUUUUUCGCAUGUCACGUUCAAAAUAAUUGGCGGCAAGACGUACCGGUCGGGUUUAGAUUUCAAUCGUAACCGGGUUUUACUGUUUUCGAUUGGUUUUGAUCGCGCGAAAUCGAUUCACAUUCGAAAUCAAUCACUUCAGAUGGUUAGCGAGUGGUGGGCGCUGGUGUUGAUGUUGUCUGUAGCCUACGGACACGCGCCUUGUCAACAUUCAUACGGCGGGUGUAGAUCCAAUGAGCCCUUCGUGCCCGCGCCCGUCGGCCAAGUCCCCAGGUGCGUUCAGAAUUAUCAUGAUGACGUCACAUUUUGUGAAACUAUCGACAGAUAUCCAGAACGAUUGAUAACUUACCUGGUCACGAAAGCGGAUAAAAACUUUAAAACUUUUUUCAACGAAGAAAAACUUGUCGACAGACCUUACCACCAAAAUCAAAAUAUAAAUAAUAAUCAUGAAGCAUAUGGAAAUUACUACGAUUACCAAAAUGAUACUCAAAAUGAAUUUGCUGGGUACCCGGAUAGGACAUACGUUCUACCACAAAUAUCCCUCACUGAAUCUCCACCUAUAGAGAAAAAUCGACCACUUAUACCCAACACCAAUCAUGGAGGUGGUUAUAACAGAAAAAAAAGGCAAGAGGAUAUUCAAUUAUGCCAAGUUAAAAUCAAUAAUAUAUUUCCUAAAGCAGCUUUAAACACCCAAGGUGAAUGGAAAUACGUAGCUAAUAUGGUACGGACAGAAUCUGAUAUGUAUACACAAUCCAUUAGAUCCGAAAUUUGUGCUGAAGCAGAUCAGCCGUGCAACGGAAUCUGCGAAACACCGCUUGGUUUCAGCACGUCGUGUAAACAGAAAUUCGUUCAAAAACGGUUGGUAGCAUUGCAAGGGACCGGAGAUAAUUUGUACGUGGACGUUUUUUGGUUUCCACAUUGCUGCUCCUGUACCAUAGCCAGAGUAGAACUAUAGUGAUGAUAUAUAUGUAAUCCUACUAUUUUUUACGUUUUUGCAACUGGUAUUUUCCUCCUAGAAAAAAAAAUUCUGUUUAAAAA
This is a messenger RNA of Sipha flava (yellow sugarcane aphid), 1377 nucleotides long. RefSeq lists its product as uncharacterized. The coding region runs from base 482 to 1294 and encodes 270 amino acids. NCBI's taxonomy places the organism in Eukaryota, Metazoa, Arthropoda, Insecta, Hemiptera, Aphididae. Gene Ontology annotation, biological process: innate immune response; central nervous system formation; regulation of Toll signaling pathway. The transcript has 8 exons. Gene Ontology annotation, molecular function: growth factor activity; Toll binding. The record is from RefSeq and is a predicted model, not a curated record. Gene Ontology annotation, cellular component: extracellular region.